GCGCGGAUCUAGCGGUUAAUCGCAGCUUAUUGCCAGUUUUUGCCUGGCUACGUUUGUUAUCGAUCGCUGUGAACGCAGUGCGCACCGCUCGAGCGCUCGCCACCACGGCUGUAGCAAAAUAUCAAAAUCAGCAUUGAGAGCACUGUCUGAGCACUGCCAGAUCACUGCCCCAAUCUAACCCCCACGUGCGGCAAGGCAUUAUGAUUACACGCAACUCCUCGACGACGGCCGCCGCGACCGCCGCAACCGCCGCGGCCGCGCUCGCGGCCCUCGCCUGGCGCCGCCGCCGCGCCCGGAGCGCGGACACAAAAGCUAUGGCGAUACUGGCAGCGCGCAACGCGCGCAUGCACUCGACCGAAGCCAUCCGCCACGGUCGAGCCUUCGACGUGAGGGCGAGCGACGUCUUCGUCGUGACGUACCCCAAGUGCGGGACGACGUGGGUCUCCGCGAUCGCCCACUUUUUGAGGGGCGGCGACGAGGACGACUUCGGGGAGAUCUGCGAGGCCAUGCCCUGGGACAUUAUUGCCUUGGACUGCGGCCAGAAUUGUAACGAUGAGCAGGGCCGGUCGCCGCGGCUCUUCAAGUCGCACGAGGCUUAUCAUACGAUCGCCAAGGGCGGCAGGUACGUCUACGUGGCGCGCGCGCCGGCCGACGCACUCGUAUCGUUCUACAAGUUCCUCCCCCCGUACAUGCACGCGCCGCACAUGUCGAUCGAGGCUUUUUGCGCGGGCGUCUUCGGCGGGCUCUCGCACAGCGGCGGCGUCUGGGCCCACCUCUGCGGCUGGUGGGCGCGGCGCCGCGACGCGAACGUCUGCUGGGUCUGCUACGAGACGUUGCGGGCGCACCCCGAGCGCGAGAUCGCGCGCAUCGCGCGGUUCAUGGGCGUGCCCGCCGACGCGGCGACGGUCGCGCGCGUCGCGGCGCGGACGUCGCUGGCGGCGAUGCGCGCGGCCGGGCCCAAGUACGACGACCACUUCGUCUUCCACCGUCUCAAGGGCCAGAUCGGCAUUGCUGGGGAGCACCGCGCGUCGAAGGUGCGGCAGGGCACCGUCGGCCGCGGUGCGGCGCUGCCGGCUUCCGUGCGGAGGAUGCUCGAGGCGCGGUGGCGCGACACGGUCUUCCGGCGGACGGGGCUCGCGUCCUACGGCGAACUGCGCGCGGUCGCGGCGCGCGAGGCCGCGGCGCCGUCGGUGACGCGGUCGCCGAGGGGCUCCUACGACGCCGACGGCCUCGCCGAGCUCGCGCCACCGCGGCCCCAGGCGACGCGCGGGCCGAGCGGCUCCUAUGACUGCGGCGACUUCGACGAGGCGCCGCCCGCCGGGCCCACGCCGACGCGGGGCCCCCGCGGAUCGUACGACGACAACAGCGACUUCGAGGACGACAUCGCGAACCUGACGCCGCCAGCGCCCGACUCGCCAAUCGACCGUGCGAUCGCCGACGCGCGGGCGGACAUCCACGACCGCGUCGAGCAGCGCGUGGCCGAGCUGGGUGCCGACGAGGACGCGCGCGCCGCCCCGCCGCCGCGGCCGCCGCCCGCUCCCGGCGACCCGUACGACUGGAUUCCCGUCGAAGAGGAUUAGUCCGAGUGAGUAAUUUCGAGGAGGAGUGA
Molecule: messenger RNA, 1609 nt
Organism: Pelagomonas calceolata
Lineage: Eukaryota; Pelagophyceae; Pelagomonadales; Pelagomonadaceae
Source: the annotation of a GenBank genome assembly